Molecule: messenger RNA, 1326 nt
Organism: Monoraphidium neglectum
Lineage: Eukaryota; Viridiplantae; Chlorophyta; Chlorophyceae; Sphaeropleales; Selenastraceae
Exons: 1
Coding region: 1-1326 (441 amino acids)
Source: RefSeq, a predicted model, not a curated record
AUGUUGAGACUUGGACAGAUCAGCCAGCAGCCAGCAGGGAGAUCAACACAGCCGCGUUCAAGCCCCUGGCUUCAAACCGGCCGCGCCGUACUCUCCACGCACGUCAGGCUGUGGGCGCGACAGCCGCAGCGCCACCCAAAUGUGGCGCUGUACACUCCAGGCCGCAGCUUGGGGCUCCAGAGCAGAGGAGGCGGCGGCCCUCACUUUUACUUCAGCCGCAGAUUAUGUGUGGACUUGAUUUCGAGCCAGUACAGCCAGGCGCCCGGCUGCACUAAGCAGCCCAGCUUCAAUUUCCAGCGUGAGGCCAAGGGCAUCUACUGCAAGGCCCACGCUGCGCCAGGCAUGGUGAACGUGGUCAGGCCCUGCUGUCAGGCGCCCGGCUGCGCCAAGCAGCCCAGCUUCAACUUCAAGGGUGAGGCCAAGGGCAUAUUCUGCAAGGCCCACGCUGCGCCAGGCAUGGUGAACGUGGUCAGUCCCUGCUGUCAGGCGCCCGGCUGCGCCAAGCAGCCCAGCUUCAACUUCAAGGGUGAGGCCAAGGGCAUAUUCUGCAAGGCCCACGCUGCGCCAGGCAUGGUGAACGUGGUCAGUGUCUGCUGCCAGGCGCCCGGCUGCACCACACAUCCCAGCUUCAACUUUAAGGGCCAGGCCAAGGGCGCCUACUGCAAGGCCCACGCUGCGCCAGGCAUGGUAGACGUGGUCAGUCCCCGCUGCCAGGCGCCCGGCUGCACCACGCAUCCCAGCUUCAACUUUGAGGGCCAGGCCAAGGGCGCCUACUGCAAGGCCCACGCUGCGCCAGGCAUGGUAGACGUGGUCAGUCCCCGCUGCCAGGCGCCCGGGUGCAUCACGCAUCCCAGCUUCAACUUGAAGGGCCAGGCCAAGGGCGCCUACUGCAAGGCCCACGCUGCACCAGGCAUGGUAGACGUGGUCAGUCCCCGCUGCCAGGCGCCCGGAUGCAUCAAGCGGCCCAGCUACAACUUCGAGGGCGAGGCCAAGGGCACCUACUGCAAGGCCCACGCUGCCCCAGGCAUGGUAGACGUGGUUCACUCUCGCUGCCAGGCGCCCGGCUGCGCCAAGCAGCCCAGCUUCAACUUUGAGGGCCAGGCCAAGGGCGCCUACUGCAAGGCCCACGCUGCGGCAGGUAUGGUAGAUGUGGUCAAUCGUCCCCGCUGCCAGGCGCCCGGCUGCGCCAAGAGGCCCAGCUUCAACCUUGGGGGCGAGGCCAAGGGCGCCUACUGCAAGGCCCAUGCUGCGCCGGGCAUGGUGAACAUUUUCUACCUUCGGCGGCGGCAGCGGCCUUCCACUGCGAGAGGCGGUGGUCCCUUAUGA